Messenger RNA from Procambarus clarkii (red swamp crayfish), 1911 nucleotides. Its product is annotated as protein D2. The record is from RefSeq and is a predicted model, not a curated record. Lineage: Eukaryota; Metazoa; Arthropoda; Malacostraca; Decapoda; Cambaridae.
GCAGAAAAUAAAUAAAUAAAAAUAAAUAAACAGUGUGAGCACCAGUGUGGAGCCCGUCAGCGAGCACACUGAGUGAGGGCGACGUCCGCCCGGAGGUCGUCGGUAACUGUCACCUGUGGGCGACGUGGCGCUUCUCUCCACGUCUCCAGUGUGAUAACAGCCAGCACCCAAGAUGGUGGGGAUGAGCCUAAAGUCUAUGCUGAGCUUUGCCAUUGUGGCAAGUGUGACGACUCUCAGCUUUGCCCAAACUGACAAGUGUCGCCUCUCGCCAGUCACCUAUGAGUGCUCAACUCAUCCAGUUCUUGUUGUUAACUUUGAUAAGGUGAACCUAAGUAAGUGUGGAAGCUUCUAUGACAAGUCGCUGUUCCUCAAGCUAAAAGAUGUUGCUUAUACUUCUGCUGAUGCAACAAAGAAUUACACUGUGGCAAUGAUAGACCCUGAUGCCCCACGACAUGAGAAGGGCCAAGCUUACCUCCACUGGCUGCGCACUGGUGUCCAGGGAAGUGAUCUGGUGAACAGGGUGCUAACAACUGGACACACUGUGACGGAUUAUGCUCCGCCCACACCUCCAAAUGGUACUGGCGUCCACAGGUACCUGUUUUACCUCUAUCAAGAAACUGAAAACACAAAUGCCACGGUUGAAUCCAUCACCAAGCGGGGCAAGUUUGAUCUCGAUGAAUAUGCCAAACAACACGCUCUCUGUGGACCAAUUGCUGUCAACAUGUUUUCUACUCAGUAUUGAGAAACACCAAUGUACUGGUAUUGCUGUCCAAUUACAGACACCAGGGCAUGAGGUCUAGCACAUGGUUACUGAAAAUGGCACUCACUUAGGAGCUUCAUUGUGAUAAAACUUAUAAUUAUGAAUGCACUGUUUAACAUUAUACUUACCCUGAUACACUCUUCCUUUGCCUAGAGUAUGGAUUUAUUACAAAUAUUUUGGUUUAGUGUAUGUUGUAUUUUUUGUUUAAUGUAAUGCCAUCCAUUUUUAACUUGCACCAUAAAAUGUUUUCUGGUUAUAUAUUGGUCCAAUACUGUAGUUGGGUCAUAGUAGUAGAUUUCAUGGUUUUACGUUGAUUUUUGCUAGUAUAAAUUUAGUUAGAGGAACAAAUAUUGAAUCUUGGUUUAAAUAAUAAUUUUUGUUUUGAGGAUGUUUGAUACAGUAGUUGUUUAAAGCAAGUCUUCAUAGCAAAUCAUCAUUGUCAUUUUGAUAAUGAUGACAAAAAUAGCUUUAUUUAUGAAGAUACAUUGGGUUAUAGCUUAAAUGUGUGUUUAUUGAGCAGAAUUACAAAGUGUGCUAAAAUGAGUGCAGUUCUGAUUACUGAAGUAAUGCAGGAUGGGGCUGAACAUUGCUAAUGAAAUGUAAGAAUCUCAUCACUACCCAAUUCUGUAGUUGACUAAUGUAAGCUCUUAUCCCAUUUUGAGCAGGCUCUAGGUAAAGUUGCAUUGACCCAAUGUGUCGAUGCAUACUACUUGGCAACAAUAAUUAUGGACAGACUUGUACAUAGCAUGUACACCUGGUUCCUCUUACAACAUAACAAGUGUAGUAAUGAAUCUGUUCUUGUGGGAAGGUUAUUUUUCAUUAUCUGAAAGUCGUGCUUUUUGUUACUGUGUUGCCAUGUAACGGUAAACGUGCUCAUGCCUAUUUAAUGGAUCGGCAUGCAACUUGUUGGUAAACACUGCCAUAGAGCCAGUUGGGCAAUUAAUACGUUAAGAGGGGAAACUUUGUAUUAACCAAGAACUAUUAAUCAUAGUUGUACUUUGUAUGUCAUGCAUAGGAUUGUUUAGGUUGUACAUUACUGAUUUUUGAGAUGCAUCUUUUAUUUUAAUUCAGCUUUACUGGUACUGUGUUACUCUUUUGAUUACUCUGAUACCUGUAAAUUAAAUUCUUGGAUUAAUAAAAUUGAUAACGUU